UUGAAGUCUACCAAACCGACAAAACGAAACUUGACAGCUAAGGAAAACGGUAACGAACGAUCGUGUUCUUGUGGUAUAUUGAUGCCAUCGUUUAACGUGAAUUUUCUUGUGCAAAUCCCUGCAACAAAUGGGUUUUGAGAAUUAUUUCAUUAUAAUAAAAUAAAGAAAAAUUGCACAACAGCAAUGAGUCGACGUAAACGGGAAAGUUCUCCGGAAGCGCCGUCGAAAAAGCGUCGAAGCCGGAUUCGUGAGAAUAGUCCCAGUGAUAACGAAGAAGUAUCACCGAGCUUGGAAAAUGUCUCGUCGGUGGCUUCGCAGAUGUGUUCGGAUAUUGAGCGUGCUAUUAUUUUCGACAUCAAGCAGAACAUCCGGAGCGGUAAGAUUUUAAUGAUGCAGUUGAAAAACUUCAUGUGCCAUCGGAAUAUGAUAAUCGAUUUUAACAAAAGAGCGAACUUGUUAGUCGGUAAUAACGGUAGUGGUAAAAGUGCUAUCUUGGCUGCAUUAGCCGUUGGACUCGGGUGCAGCGCAAACGCUACAAACCGAAGCAGCAGUAUAAAACAACUGAUCAAGCAUGGUGAAACGCAGGCCACUAUUGAAAUUCAUUUGGAGAACGAUAGUUUCGAUGCAUAUGAAAGAGACGUCUAUGGUAACAAAAUAAUUGUUGUACGUACUAUUAAUGCUUCCGGAGCAACAAACUAUAAAUUGAAAAGCGAGAAUGGUACUAUCAUUUCAACGAGCCGGAGUGAGUUGCAUAAGCUGAUCCUGUAUCUAAACAUUCAAGUUGAUAAUCCGGUAUGCGUGCUUAAUCAAGAUUUGGCUCGAUCUUUUCUCAAAGAUUCUGAUGAAAAGAAGCAGUACAGCCUUUUUCUGAAAGCUACGCAAAUCGAUGCCAUCACCAGUAAACUUAAUGGUUGCACACCACAGCUUGAAAAUGCGAAACACAAUUUGGAAUGCAAUGAGAAAAGUUUGCGAUAUUUGGAACGAGAAAUUCAAGAUAUGACAGAAAAGUAUACCAACCUUCAAUCAGUGGAGAAAUUGAAAAACAAUAUUAAAGAAGCGCAGCUCAAGAUGGGUUGGCGAAUUGUGGUGGAUAAAAAUGCUGAAUUUUCUCAGCUCGAGGAACAAUUGCGCGUCAAGCUGGACACUAUGAAGGACCACUUGAACUCGAUUCAGAACCGAGAAGCUAUCGAACAACAGAUAGAUCGUACGAUCCAACGCUUUCGAAACGACAUCGACGGUAAGAAGGUUGGUUUUGGUGAGGUACAAGAGAAAUACAAUCAAGCCCGGAAAGUUGGUCACCAACUGCAGGAACAGCUUGCCGACAAGAAACGCCAGCUUGCAAAGGCUACAGAUCGGCUGCAGCGACAGGCUAACGAUAUUCGUGGCUUAGAGGCGGAUUUGAAGCAGCGCAGUGAAUCUGGCUACAAUCGGGUUAUCGAAGAGAAAAGACGUAAUGAGGAAAUGAUAGAACAACUGGGUGGAAAAAGAGACGAUCUGCAGGUCAUGAUCGAAAACACAAAACGCGAUGUAGACUCUCUCCAUAACACUCUUGGUCAGAUAACGGAGGCAAAGGAAGAAUUACUGCACAGACGUGUGGCUAAGCAGCAUGAAAAAUCUCGUACCGAAUCACAGCUGCAGCAAUUCGAUUCAACAUCGCGCGAUAGUCUGUCGGUUUAUGGGAAUAACAUGCCUGCUCUCGCAGCUAGAAUUCGACAGCUGCACGAGCAACGGCGGUUCUCAGAAUUGCCCCGUGGCCCACUAGGUCAAUACAUUAAGGUCAAGGACAAGAAGUGGACUGCUAUGAUCGAAGUGUUGAUUGGGCCCGGAAUAUUGACCGCUUUCUACGUUAACUCGGAUGCCGACCGUAACGCUCUGAAUCAGCUCAUCCAGCGUGAGUUUCCCGAUUUACGAGGGCGAACCAUUAUCACGGGACGCUUUCACAAGCAAGUCUACGAUAUUCGCGCCGGACGAGUUGCUGAAAUUCCCAACGCCCACGCACUGAUGAAUUUGAUCAGUGUGAACGAUCCCAUCGUAAUGAAUUGCUUGAUUGAUCAGGUUAAAAUUGAAACAAUUCUUGCUGUGGUUGAUCAGGAAUUAGCAAUGCAUCAUACCAGCCAGCAGGAAAAUGUGCCAACAAAUUUACAGAAAAUUGUGGUAAUGGAGCCGUUUGCAGAGUUUUACCCGAUGCCAAAUUAUCGAAGCUACGGUUUAAAAAAACGACCAGCACGAUAUCUUCAGGUCAACAUGACUGAAUUGAAAAGGCAAACCGAACGACAGAUGCAGCAAAUAAACGAAGAAUUGAUAGCAUUGAAUCAUCAAAUUGAUGAGGAAACUCAGAGGCAAAAUGAAAAACAGAGGGCUUUGAAGGAAAAGCAACUGCUACUAUCAAAGCAGCAACGUGAGCUGGCCAAUGUGGAGGCCAAAAUAAACGAUCUGAAAGUGAUCGAAUACCCGGCAGAGUCUGAGGACAUCACUCUUCAAACCGAACUGGAUGAACUGAAACUUGCUCAAGUCAAGCUGAAUGAAACGAUCAGUAAAAUUAAAGAGGAUCUUGAUGCUUGUUUACAGGAAAUAGCUGCCCAAGAGCGCAACAUUCAGGAAAAGAGAGACCUCUUGAAGCAGAUCGAGGGUGAGGUUCAGAAAAUUCAGGACAAUAUUGAUGCUGAGCAACAGAAGAGGCACGAUAUGCAGGCUAAUUCCAAGACGAAACAGCAGCAGCUAGAUAGACUUCGUCAUGAAGUUAAAAAUUUACAGGCCACACGAACCGAAAUGAAACAAUCGCUUGAAGCGGCAACCCAAGACGCCCAAACACGUGGUGACCAAAUUGAGGUAACCGAAACACAAGAUCAGCUGAAAAGAACAAUUUCUUCAAUGGAGAAGCGAAUCCAACACAUCAAUUCCAAAAAUGACAAUAUUGUCGAUGUUAAGGCCAUCCUUGACAAUAAGCUUAUGAAACAGGACACUUCCUUGCGGUACACGGACUCAUUGAAGAAGGUGAUCAGAGCACUGCAGAAUUCCCGCUCGGCUCGCUACGCGUAUCUGCAUAAGCUAAAAUCACACAUGUCGCUUCGAGUGAAGCAUAAAUUUAACACUGUCAUGCAGCUACGUGGAUUUGUUGGAGAAAUAGCAAUGGAUGUUAAAAACUACACGCUAACCUUAUCGGUUGUCCCACGCGACAGGAACGUUUCGAAUGCGGUUUCGAAUACCAAAUCACUCUCCGGUGGCGAGAGGUCCUAUUCCACUGUUGCCUUUCUAAUCGCGCUGUGGUCCUGCGUAGACACGCCAUUCUAUUUUCUAGAUGAGUAUGACGUUUUUACCGAUCAGGUUAAUAGACACAUGAUGACAAUGUUGCUACUGAACGAGACCAAGAAGAAGGCAGACCGGCAGUUCUGCUUUCUCACGCCACAAGAUAUGAGUAAUAUACAAGCUACGGAUGAUCUCACCAUCCACCGGAUGGCUGAUCCGGAGCGAUGCUAGGAACGUUUGAAAUGACCAGGGUAUUAAGAUCGUUAAGAUACUUGUUACGACGCAUUCGACUGUUAUAAAAACAUUGUUUUUCCUUCUUGUUGACAAAUUUGGCGCUGUCUUUUUAUAAGUUAAUAAAAACUCAUUUUCCUUUGUAUUAACUAUCGAA
Wyeomyia smithii (pitcher-plant mosquito) is the source of this 3634-nucleotide messenger RNA. It is a transcript of the gene SMC6, whose product is annotated as structural maintenance of chromosomes protein 6. The coding region runs from base 184 to 3477 and encodes 1097 amino acids. Gene Ontology annotation, cellular component: Smc5-Smc6 complex; nucleus; site of double-strand break. The record is from RefSeq and is a predicted model, not a curated record. Gene Ontology annotation, molecular function: single-stranded DNA binding; damaged DNA binding; ATP hydrolysis activity. NCBI's taxonomy places the organism in Eukaryota, Metazoa, Arthropoda, Insecta, Diptera, Culicidae. Gene Ontology annotation, biological process: double-strand break repair via homologous recombination. The transcript has 9 exons.